GCCUCACCGCCAUGUAGCUUUAGCCCACAGCUCCCAUCCUCACCGGCGGGUUAUUUUCAUUCUGUUCCCAUUAUUAUAACCACAUACUCAUAAUAUUAUAUAACCCAAAACAAAUAGCAUUACACAAAAUCAAACAGAAUUCAUGGAGAAGAAGAAUAUGGGAUUUGAAGAGACCGAGCUCCGGCUCGGUCUACCGGGAAAUAGCGGUGGAGGCGGAGGCGAAUCGGGAGAUGUCGGAGCUCGGAAACGAGGUUUUGCUGAAACUGUCAGCAGUGACACCAUUUCCAAGGUUGAUCUCAAGCUUAACCUUUCUUCGAAAGAAGUCGCCGGGAAUGACAUAGCUGUCGAUCCCAACCCCGGUAACAAAGACAAGACUGUCCUUGCAACGGAUUCGGCCAAACCUCCGGCUAAGGCACAGGUGGUGGGAUGGCCACCGGUUCGAUCGUUCCGAAAGAACAACAUGUUGGCAUUCGUGAAGGUGAGCAUGGAUGGCGCGCCAUAUCUGCGUAAAGUGGACUUGAAGAUGUACAAGAGCUACAAGCAACUCUCUGAUGGUCUAGCCACCAUGUUUGGCUCCUUCACCACCAUUGGUAACUGUGGAUCUCAAGAAAUGAAGGACUUCAUGAACGAGAGCAAGUUAAUAGAUCUUCUGAGUGACUCAGAUUAUGUUCCAACUUAUGAAGACAAAGAUGGCGACUGGAUGCUAGUCGGAGAUGUACCAUGGGAGAUUUUUGUUGAAUCUUGCAAACGUCUCCGCAUCAUGAAAGGAAAGGAGGCCAUUGGACUUGCACCAAGGGCCAUGGAGAAAUGCAAGAACAGAAGCUAAAGCAAGAGAAAACCAAAGGCUGCAGCUUCUCUCGAUUCGAUCUCGUCUCAACUUAUUCUAAUUAUCGAAGCAUCGAUGAUCUAGUAAAAGUUGAGAUUGGGAUAAAAGAUUCGAGGAACGAACGCAUGUUGGUUUGAUGGUUCGGGUGUUUCAUGUGUAUGAUUAAGUUGUAAUAUGGUUGUAUACCAAGAAGUGAAACCCUUUUUAAGUGGUAGUUUCAAUAUUGUGAUACAAACUUAUUUGUUUUUGAGUUGAAAAACUUGGCUUGAUUUGUCUAACAACCUUUGUUUAAGUAUUAUUGCUGGAUUUGGGUUUAAAUAAUGAACUCCUUUGUUUGGUUGCUUCUA
Messenger RNA from Cucurbita pepo subsp. pepo (vegetable marrow), 1173 nucleotides. RefSeq names its product auxin-induced protein AUX28. Gene Ontology annotation, cellular component: nucleus. The record is from RefSeq and is a predicted model, not a curated record. Gene Ontology annotation, biological process: regulation of DNA-templated transcription. Lineage: Eukaryota; Viridiplantae; Streptophyta; Magnoliopsida; Cucurbitales; Cucurbitaceae.